This is a messenger RNA of Elaeis guineensis (African oil palm), 606 nucleotides long. RefSeq lists its product as uncharacterized. NCBI's taxonomy places the organism in Eukaryota, Viridiplantae, Streptophyta, Magnoliopsida, Arecales, Arecaceae. The record is from RefSeq and is a predicted model, not a curated record.
AUGGCUGAAUCCCAUGAUUCCCUCCACUACCUCCAAUGUAAGCUAAGUUAUAUUAGACUGACCAAUCUCGGCAACGUUGGUCUCACAAGGAACCUCUUGAUAAGAUGCUACAUCUCUGCUGGAAGUGGAAGGAGGAUUCAGAUUGACACCAAUGAAAUCCCAUCGAGGGAUGAUCUAACAUGGGAUUGCAUAGCAUCAGUGGAGUGUCAGGGGCCCUCGAUCCAGAUACAAGAGCUACUAGAGAAACACAGCGUCGUGUUCGAGCUACGCCGGAGGAAAGAGAUGCCGGUUCUUGGGAGGUCAGCAAGGUCUGAGCUUUUAGGUAGAGCUGAGAUUGCAUGGAGAGAAGUAUGGGGGUCAAAUGACAUGUCAAUGGAGAGACAGAUAAGUCUAGAUAUGACAAAAUGUUCGCCCGGGGCCGUUAAGCCACCUGUUUUGGUGGUCGGGAUGGAGGUUGGAGUCUCAAAGCCAGUGGAUAAUGGGAGAGUUGGCAGAAGGGUAGAGUGGAAGGAGGGAUGUGGCUGUGGAGACUGUGAGUGGUAUAUGGGCGAGGACGAGAAGAGUGUGUCUGCAAUUGCUGGAGCAGUGGCAGAUGAUGCGUGCUAG